Penaeus indicus is the source of this 1780-nucleotide messenger RNA. RefSeq names its product ninjurin-1-like. The record is from RefSeq and is a predicted model, not a curated record. Gene Ontology annotation, cellular component: membrane. The coding region runs from base 187 to 645 and encodes 152 amino acids. NCBI's taxonomy places the organism in Eukaryota, Metazoa, Arthropoda, Malacostraca, Decapoda, Penaeidae. The transcript has 3 exons. Gene Ontology annotation, biological process: cell adhesion; tissue regeneration.
UCUUGGCAAUGUUGUAAAGCGGACGCGAUUACAACCACCUCGGGGGAAUUUUUGAAAACAAACAAUCAAACAAAACAAACAAGAGAUUAUCCUCUGAUCAGCCAGCCCCAAUCGACGUGACGUCAUCGUUGUUCUGAUUGUUUUUCUUCUGGGUCACGAACGCACGCACGCACGCACGCCUACGACAUGCCUGCGAACGCCGCCAUCGGUGGGCCCGAGAACCCGCACGCCCCCCGCCGCCCCGUCGACAUCAACGUGAUGAAGCGCAACAUGACGAUCGCCAAGGGCUUCCUGGACAUCAGCCUCCUGUCGGCCAACGCCAACCAGCUCAAGAACAUCCUCAACUUCGGGGACGACGAGAAGGCCUCCUAUUACAUCGUGCUGUCGGGCAUCAUCACCAGCCUCAUCUUCCAGCUGCUGGCGGGCGUGCUCCUCAUCAUCCACGAGCGCUUCGACAUGAACGACGACAAGGAAAGCCACUCGGGCGACUACUUCAACAACCUCAUCGUCGCCCUCAUCUUCGCCGUCCUCAUCAUCAACGUGUUCGUGGCGAGUUUCGGCGUGGACAUCGCUCGCCCUCGGGGUCACAUCGCCACGCCUCCGUCAGCUUACCCUACGCUGGACUACGGCGGGAAAGGCUACUGACGGCGCCUGCUGAGGGGGCGCUCUCGGUCCGCUAGCGGGAUUUUUUUUAUUUGUUUAUUUAUUUUUGAUUAUUGAUUGUUGUUGUUGGUAUCAUUGUUAGUAUUAUUGUUAUUAUCAUUAUUUUUUAUUGCUAUUAUUAUCAUUAUUAUUAUCAUUUUUAUUGCUAUUAUUAUCAUUAUUAUCAUUAUUUAUUAUUAUUACUAUUAUCAUUUUGUGUGUGUUUUUCUUUCUUUUUUUCUUCCUUUUUUUGAGGUGGUCGAAAUUCGCGGUUGUUUUAGCAUGUACAAUUUCUGCUUCUUCGUCUUUAUUAUCUCUCUCGUUCUCCUCCUCCUUUGCCUUUUUCUUAUCCGCAUUUUCGAUCUUCUUUUUCUUCUAUUUCUUCUCCUCCUUCUACUUUUCCUUUCCUUCCUAUUUCUUCUUCUCCGUUCUCCCUCUCUCCUUCUUUAUCUCAUCCUCCUUCCUCUUCGCUUUAUCAUCAUCCUUUUCAGAUGCUUCCUAUAUAUAUUGCAGAUACGUUUACCUCUUCCGUGGUGACUUAAAGACAAGCUAUUAUUUUGUAUCAUAAUAUGUGUUGUCGUUAGUAUUACUAUUUAUAUUAUUAUUUUGUAUUUUCAUUUGCAUUAUUAUGUUUAUUAUCAUUUUGUAUUGCCUUUUGUAUUAUUAUUUAUCUUAUCAUUUUGUAUUUUCAUUUGCAUUAUUAUGUUUAUUAUCAUUUUGUAUUGUCAUUUGUACUAUUUUUGUAUCACUAUGUAUCCUUUACGUUUUAUUUUUGGGAUUAAUAUGUAUUUUUAUGCUAGUUUAAGCACUCAAAAAGGCAUUUUUAGGAAUUAUGGAAUGCGAACGUAUGAAUCUGUCCUUCCAAAAAGCCAAAAAGUACAAAAUAUUUAAUGAUAAUGUGUAUUUAUUUACGAAACGGGAAAAUAUUCACCGUUGCAAAAAGUUAGAGAAUUAGAUACACGCCAAAAGGAUAUUUUUCUGUUUAACAUUAGUAAAAAAAAAGAAUUGUGUAGUUUAAGUAUUAUGACGUAGAUAUUAAGAGAAGGACAUAUGUAUUUAAAUCAAAGGGUAUUUAUUUUCCACUUUUUUAUAUGUUUUAAGUACUUUAUUGAAGAGGAAUAAACAUUUAAGUAUGAAA